CCCCGUGCUUCCUGAAUCGCCGGAAGCGGCAGGUUGCCAUGGCGACUGUGUACACAGCCUGGCAGAGGCUCAAGCCGGGAUUCCUUCGCUGCUCCUGCUGCGGUCGUGCUGUGGGAGGGCUCCUACCGCCGAAGAGUAGUGACCGAAGAUGGACCCACAUAUGGAAAUUCAGCCAUCCUCUGACUUCCAGCCAUGACCAUCACCACCAAUCACCAUUUCUUAAGCACCUGCUCUGUGCUGAGCACUGUUCUGAACUUUGAGGGGGGAUUCAAAAGAGAUAGAAGGCACAGUCCUGUCCCUCAAGCAGCUUGUAAUUUAAUCUGGGAGCUGAAACCCACUCAAAUGAUGCGGCGUAAGAACGGUAACAAGCAUUAUUUCAGUUGUUGGUGGAAAAUAGUGAGGCACCCUAUAAAGAAGCUAGAAUGGGUACUAGGAAAAAAGUUCAUGCAUAUGUCCGUGUUAAACCCACCGAUGACUUUGCUCAUGAAAUGAUCCAAUAUGGAGAUGACAACAAAACCAUUGAUAUUCACUUAAAAAAAGAUACUCGGAGAGGAGUUGUCAAUAACCAGCAGACAGACUGGUCAUUCAAGCUGGAUGGAGUUCUCCAUGAUGCUUCCCAGGACUUGGUUUAUGAAACAGUCGCGAAGGAUGUGGUUUCUCAGGCCUUUGAUGGCUAUAAUGGCACCAUCAUGUGUUAUGGGCAGACGGGAGCUGGCAAGACAUACACCAUGACGGGGGCAACUGAGAAUUACAAGCACCGGGGGAUCCUCCCUCGUGCUCUACAGCAGAUUUUUAAGAUGAUCGAAGAACGACCCACACAUGCCAUCACUGUGCGUGUUUCCUACCUGGAAAUCUAUAAUGAGAGCCUGUUUGAUCUCCUGUCCACUCUGCCCUAUGUUGGACCCUCAGUCACACCAAUGACCAUUGUGGAAAAUACUCAAGGGGUCUUCAUUAAGGGCCUGUCUGUCCAUCUCACAAGUCAGGAGGAGGAUGCAUUCAGCCUCCUUUUUGAGGGAGAGACCAACAGGAUUAUAGCCUCCCACACAAUGAACAAGAACUCAUCCAGGUCACACUGCAUUUUCACCAUCUACAUGGAGGCCCACUCUCGGACCUUAUCAGAUGAAAAGUACAUCACUUCCAAAAUUAACUUGGUGGAUCUAGCAGGCUCGGAGAGACUGGGGAAGUCCGGGUCUGAGGGCCAAGUCCUGAAGGAAGCCACCUACAUCAACAAGUCGCUGUCAUUCCUGGAGCAGGCCAUCAUUGCCCUCGGGGACCAGAAGCGAGACCACAUCCCUUUCCGGCAGUGCAAGCUCACCCACGCCCUGAAGGACUCGUUAGGGGGAAAUUGCAAUAUGGUCCUGGUGACAAACAUCUAUGGAGAAGCUGCCCAGUUAGAAGAGACGCUUUCUUCACUGCGGUUCGCCAGCAGGAUGAAGCUGGUCACCACUGAGCCUGCCAUCAACGAAAAGUAUGAUGCUGAGCGAAUGGUCAAGAACCUGGAGAAGGAGCUAGCACUGCUCAAGCAGGAGCUAGCCAUCCAUGACAGCCUGGCCAACCGCACCCUUGUGAACUAUGACCCCAUGGAUGAAAUCCAGAUUGCUGAGAUCAACUCCCAGGUGCGGAGAUACCUGGAGGGGACACUGGACGAGAUUGAUAUAAUCAACCUCAGACAGAUCCAGGAAGUGUUCAACCAGUUCCGGGUGGUUCUGAGCCAACAGGAACAGGAACUGGAGUCUGCUUUGCGCAGGAAGUACACUCUCAUAGACAAGAAUGACUUUGCAGCCAUCUCUGCUGUCCAGAAGGCAGGGCUCAUGGACGUUGAUGGCCACCUCGUGGGUGAGCCUGAUGGACAAGGCUUUGGACUUGGAGUUGCCCCUUUCUCUACUAAAUCUGGGAAGAAAUCCAAGUCCAGAAAGACAUUCAAAGAACAGUUCAGCUCCUCAGCAAGAAAGGAAGGUGCCAGCAGCCCUCUGAGUGGCAAGGACUUGGAUGUUUCUACCUCCAAGACCCAGCUGACCCCAUCCUCCAAAGAUGGGGAUGUCAAAGACAUGCUUCUGCGGGACCGGGAGACCUCCAAUAUCGAGCCCUUUGCCGCAGAUUCCCCAAGGGAGGAAUUACGCCCACCCAGGCCCGGCACUCCACCCUGCAAGUCUGUGGCCUUUGAGGACUUUAAGAAUGAGCGGGGUAGUGAGAUCAACCGCAUCUUCAAAGAAAAUAAAUCCAUCUUGAACGAGCGGAGGAAACGGGCCAGUGAGACCACACAGCGCAUCAAUGCCAUCAAACGGGAGAUUGACAUGACCAAGGAGGCACUAAAUUUCCAGAAGUCCCUACGAGAGAAGCAAGGCGAGUAUGAGAAUAAGGGGCUGAUGAUCAUUGAUGAGGAGGAAUUCUUGCUGAUCCUGAAGCUCAAAGACCUCAAGAAGCAGUACCGGACAGAGUAUCAGGACCUCCGUGAUCUCAGGGCUGAGAUCCAGUACUGCCAGCACCUGGUGGAUCAAUGUCGCCAUCGCCUGCUCACAGAAUUUGACAUCUGGUACAACGAGUCCUUCUUCGUCCCCGAGGACCUGCAGGUGGCACUGAAGUCAGGUGGCAGCAUCCGGCCAGGCAUGAUGCCUCUUAGCAGAAUUGUGUCUCUGGGAGAAGAUGACCAGGACAAGUUUGGCCAGCUGCAGCAGACAAUGCUGCCCGAGGGACCAGAUUCUGUCUCCUUCUACAAUGCCAAAGUCAAGACAGAACAGAAGCACAAUUAUUUGAAAACCAUGAUGGGCCUUCAGCAGGCACAUAGAAAAUAGGGACUCAUGGCCAGUGCCUCGAAGGACAAGACCUCCAGCAAUUCCUGCCUGCUCUAGUGGAGCUACCAAAGCACCUGCCCAGACUCCACCCCCUCACUCCAAGGCUGGGGCCCAGCCCAAAGAAAAUAUAAUGAACUGCCUGCCAGGAGGAAUAGCCUUCAAAGGACACCCAUGGCUAUCUUUUGGUUUAAAUUCACUGUCUUAUACGCAGGGACAGGAUAAAAUAACUCUCUAGUCUGGACUUUUAGUGGUUAUCCAAGAACUUUCUUUCCUAUCUGGGAGAUUGUCUUCUGUAUAUAAAGGUGGGAUCCUAACUGAGUCUUCAGUAAGAAAGUGAAAAAGUAGCUCAGCCAGGCUCCCUCUGGCAAGCCUUUGUCCCACCAGUCAGCCUCUUUGCUGUCCCCGAUGGCCUUCCUGGUUCUCUGGCUCCCUCAGAUCUUUGGUUCUCUUGGGAAAUCCUUUCUGUGUUCCCUAGCCAGUUAAGGCAGGUGGCCUUCCUUCCUCAGCAACCAGGAGAGGAGGGGCAUAGGUAAAAAUGACUGAAAGUCAAGAUUUUUAUUUCAAAAUAAGAGGCUUAAAAUGAGGUCAUUCCUACCAUGAAGUUAGCAUUGAGAGCCCCAUGGUGGGAAGCCGUCUGGCAAGGAGAUUGCAGAGCCAGUACCAGAUGGAAGACUGAACUAAUGGCAUCUGUCCAAUCAAAGACCCUGUGGUUCUGUUCUUCAGCUCAUCAAUCAGUGGUCAGAUGUGGGUUUUAUUGAAGAAAGCCAAAAGGCUUUCCUUGAGCUCUCUGCCCUCCCUCUGGCCCAGUCCCUUUCUCUUUCACAGACUGGUAUGUACACAGUAUUCCUGAAAUAGCUCUCAGAGACUCCUACUAUGCCAGGGCUUCCUGGAGUUCAUUCUCCUUGAUGACGCAUGGGGGCUGUCCCUGAUCAGCAUUUAUGGUGUGCAUACAGCCUUGGUCAGUUCUCAUGUUUCCUUUAAUUGUGGUCAAAUAGGCAGACAUAUCCAGGCUCCGCUCACUGUCUCAGCUGUCAGAGGCUUUAGAGUUCUGAUUCUUUCCUGUCAUGGCUGUCCCUGCACUUACCAGGACUUGUUUGGGUUCUGGGGUCCCUGGGGGUGCUCAGGAAAUAAUCAUAGCAAACAGGGGUAUGCUAUUUUGUUGGGGCCACAAGGAGAAACUGUUUGUGGCACUCUCAAUCUCCCUUCCCUUAAUUUUCCAUCACUGGCUAGAGUGGGAUGUGGCAUGCUGGAUGUCCCUCCACAGAUUUCCUGUACAACCAGUCCUGGGGCCUGGAGGUCAGGGCAGGCUGAGCCUCUGUUACGGCAUUUGGUCCUCUUUGUCUCUAGCUCACUCAUCACCACAUAGGCUUCUUUGGUUCAUUUUGACACAAACUGAAACAAGUAAUAAUCAGUGUGGGCAGAGCCACAGGAAUAAACCAGGAUAGUGCUUGGUAGAUCACACUCCACGCAAACUCCUCAUGGGAACAGAUGCUUUCAAUAUGACAGGGAGCUAAGGGGCUUCAUAUCUACACGAAUGGGCCUGUUGUUCUAGAAAACAGUUCCUGCUAAGUUAAUAUGACAAUCAAAAUCAUCCCUAAAGGGACUCCCAAUUCCUUCAGCGUGACAGAAAACCUGAAAAUACUCCUGCUACAAACAGAGAUGCUGGUUAAAGUAUAACAUUCUUUUAAAUGCAAAGCUAGGGAGUUCUCUUGUGAUGCAGUGGGUUAAGAUCUGGCAUUGUCGAAGCAGUGGCUUGGGUCACUGCUGUGGUGCAGUUUGGAUCCCUGGCCCAGGAACUUUCACAUGCUAUAGGAGCAUCCAAAAACAAACAAACAAACAAACAAAAAACAACCCAACAACAACAAAACAAAAAAGUAUAUAAAUGCAAACCUAAAUUUGCAGCAAAGAAAUGAAGAAAUGGAACUGCCAGGAGAGUUGAAAACCAGAGUGGUCAGUGUGUGAACAGGCUGUGGCUGCUGGGGCUGGAAGAAAGUGUGUGAGCAGAUGGUUGCUCUUCAGCAUCAAUGUUGGCAUAAGUAUGAGAAAUAAGACUUUGGUUUGGCCCAUGCCUCAUAGAAAGAUGGAAAUGGGACCCCAUGCAUAAUGGUGGCACAUGAUGCAGUAGUAAGCUAGAAAAAUUUUCCCCACUGACAUGGAUGAAAAACAAGGAAACUUUUCCCACUGAUGAGGGAGAACAGGUCCUGUGAGAAUUUGCAACCAUGCACAAGUUUGGGAUUCAAAUUUACACUUUGUGAUACAGGAAACACCAGGCUGGAGAAUUAGCACAAAAAUUAGCCCAAGGUUGAAACACCUCGUAGAAUCAAAAAUUUUAAAAAUCUAUGCAAUUUCCAAUGUGGCACAGCAGGUAAAGGAUUCGGUGUUGUCUCUGAGACAGUGAGGGUUCAGUCCCUGGCCUGGGGCAAUGUGUUAAGGACCAGGCAUUGCUGCAGCUGUAAUGUAGGCUGCAGUUGUGGCUUGGAUUUGAUCCCUGGCUGGUGAACAUCCAUAUGCCUGUGGUGCAGCCAAAAAUAAAAAAAUAAAAAAAUAAAAAAAUAAAAAAAAUCUAGUGUAUAAGCCCUUUACUUAGCUACACAGCAUUCCCACAAAGCCCUAGUAAACAUGAACUCCAACGAUUACACACACACACACACACACACACGAUGCUUGCAAAUGUGUGCACAUGUUGUUCACCUGAAAACCUAUCAUGGUGGAGGCACAAUGAAAGCAGGAUCAGGCUUAUAAGAACUUUAGAUAACAAAUUACAGGAUAAGGAUUAAACAAUAUAUAUUGUAUAUUUUAAAUAAAGACAAAGUAGGAAUCCAAAAUAUCAUAAAGGCUAAUACACAGGGUCAAAUCGGAAAUGCAGCUGCAGGCCUAUGCUACAGCCACAGUCAUGCUGGACCUGAGCUGCACUUGUGAACUUCACCACAACUUGCAACAAUGUUGGAUCCUUAACCCACUGAGCAAGUCCAGGGAUUGAACCUGCAUCCUCAUGGAGACUAAGUUGGGCUCUUAACCCACUAAGCCACAGUGGGAACUCCAGAGU
Sus scrofa (pig) is the source of this 5838-nucleotide messenger RNA. It is a transcript of the gene KIF9, whose product is annotated as kinesin family member 9. Gene Ontology annotation, molecular function: microtubule motor activity; ATP binding; microtubule binding. Gene Ontology annotation, biological process: microtubule-based movement. The record is from RefSeq and is a predicted model, not a curated record. NCBI's taxonomy places the organism in Eukaryota, Metazoa, Chordata, Mammalia, Artiodactyla, Suidae.